AUGUCGGAGAAUCCGAAGUGGUCCUCUUUACUUAGUAAUCACAACCAGAUUAAGCGGAGACGUCCACUUAUCCACGAUGACGAAUUCCCAAACACCAACGCCAACAGUGACAUUAGUCUUGCAAUCAGUGACAAUCCGGAUAAUGGAGCUUCGACUGACAAUGAACAUGAUAUCGUGGUGAUUGAGUCGGAUAGUUCCGACAAUAAUAAAGAAAAUGAAGAAAUAGAGGGGGAAAAUAUAUCGCGACAUGAAGACUCACUUGGUUUUGUCUUCAGUUCAGACAGCGAUAAUGGGAAUGAAGAAUCACACGAAGACCAGGUGUUACUGAAGCCGUUUGCCAAACGAGAAGUUAAUACAAAGCUUGAUUGCUUUAUAUCUGCAGUUGGAGAUAUUCCUCAUAUGAUGGAACCUUUGGAAUUGCCUUCCAAGAAAGAACUAAGAACUCCUUUGUCUUCGCGUUUGGCUACUCUUGUGAGACGCGUUCGGUCGGACAAAGUAGUUCGGCUUCAUACGCAUGCUAACGAUUCUAACGCUGACAACACCCGGGCCCAAGUCUUCACAACGAACUCAGUUUUCCUUCCGUCCGCUUCUCGCUCCAUCCGUGGACACGUUGUUGCUACUGUUAUCCAACCGGAAAUGCUUGGCACUCUUGCAGUCAUCGUUUUGGAUGUGGGGAUUGCGUUUUUGGUGAAACUAUCCAAUGGGAGUUUGUCCAUGCUUCUCCUCCCUUCAUCAGUUUGUCGUCAAUGGCCACGGGAUGGUGGUGAUGAAUCCAGUGCUUCAAGUAGAAUGACGGUAGUCUCCACGAUGGAUCCGGGUUGUGUUUACAGUGUUAAAACACUGCCUGUGGUUACUACCGCUUCUGACGCGGGACUUACUAAAAAAGCUCAAAAGGUGUGGAGUCGUCUUCCUGAUUUCCUGAAGUGCGAUGAGAGGUUGGCUCAAUUCGUUUCGUCAAAUGAUGCCUCCAAUGAAUUGGAUCUUUUUGUACUCAAAAAGGCCGCGAAAUUCCACCUCGUCUUGGAGAUGACAGCAUUCUCCGAGACCACCUUUUUUCUCCCUUAUUCCGUACGUUCUUAUUUCUAG
This is a messenger RNA of Echinococcus granulosus, 1086 nucleotides long. RefSeq lists its product as hypothetical. NCBI's taxonomy places the organism in Eukaryota, Metazoa, Platyhelminthes, Cestoda, Cyclophyllidea, Taeniidae. The coding region runs from base 1 to 1086 and encodes 361 amino acids. The record is from RefSeq and is a predicted model, not a curated record. The transcript has 8 exons.